AGCUAGUGAGAGAGUGAGAGAGAGUGUGAGGGAGAGUGGACGGGGGGUGGCGAGUUCCCGCGGCCAUAGCAGAUUUUGUUUACCAUUCUGAGCCGCCCUGUCCCUUCAGCCUCGCUUCUUCUUCAGCGUCUUGUGCUUCGACAGCGGGUGAGGCCUCUAAGCCGCCGCCGCCCUCCACCGCCAUCAUACUUUACAAAAUAAUGAGUGUAAAUCUGGGCAAUGACACGAAGGCCCCGUCCCCGGUCAGAACACCAGACGACAACCACAAGGAGAGUCGAUACGAGCCGAAACAAAACAAAAAGAUUGUUCGGCUGCUUACAGUGAUCGCGUAUGUCAUAUCGGUGUCCAUGGCCGCCAUAAUACUGUCCCUGUACUAUGUGUUCCUGUGGGAUCCGCAGAUGAGGUACCAACCCAAAGCCAAACACGGCCCGCAUAACAAAAACACCAACACCAUAGAGGAUAAUUCAGCGGCCACUUCUUACUACUCUUUUCCGUCUGAAGACGCUGCGGACAGAGUCUUGGGGAUGAACGAGGGGGACCCCACGCCCAAGGUGUUGCCCGUGGCAGGGGACGACCCACCCGCACUGCCCACCCACACGCCGCCAGAACCCGCCCUCCACCAGCCCCACCAAUCCCCCAACCUGCAGGGUGACUCGUCGUCGUCAUCACCACAGCGCCACCACAACGCUGCCGCCCUGCAGCACCGGCAGGAGCGCCAUCCGCAGCGGCCCAGACACCCACAGGGGGACCCGCUCACGCCCGCCGCCUGAGGCCACCCACAUCCCUCCCUCCUCCCAACGCCCACACCCCAGAUGAUCCCCUACUGAACAAGGGCGUGCCUCAGGGGCCGGGCCGGGCCGGCUCACGAGCCCACGAGGACCAAGGGUGCACUAGGGUCACACCUGCCUAGUGCCACACCUGUACACACCUGCACGGAGCCACCCCUUCCUCCACCACCACCACCACCACCACCACCACCACCACCACCACCCACAUGUCUGCCCCUCAGUAACUCACGAGUUUUUGCACCGCUGUACGAAUGAGGAGAACAAUGGUUACUAAUGGACCGCGGCACACGCUGACGCCCUGUGCGGUCCUUGUUGUGUUCCAGUUUGUACCUCCGCCAUACCGGGUUUUUAUGAACGCUGAGGUUUUUUGUGUUGUUUUAUCGCGAUGAUUGGUGAAAAUGUCGCAAGUAUAAGCUUUUGGACAUUUUUCAGGCGUGACUUAACAAAACCUUGUCUUUUGAAUCAUUCAUUACCAAGUGUUUGGAGUAUAUACGAUACAUAAUUUGUAUAUACUGCACGAGUAUCACUAACUUGAUUUUUAUUCCCAUCUUUCCUUUUUCAUGUAAAUCGUCCUUAUUCUGAUCACAUUCCCUCAAUGUU
This is a messenger RNA of Portunus trituberculatus (swimming crab), 1388 nucleotides long. Its product is annotated as putative transmembrane protein INAFM2. NCBI's taxonomy places the organism in Eukaryota, Metazoa, Arthropoda, Malacostraca, Decapoda, Portunidae. The transcript is spliced from 3 exons. The coding region runs from base 201 to 770 and encodes 189 amino acids. The record is from RefSeq and is a predicted model, not a curated record.